CCAGUUCAAAGAUGGCUCCUGUUACUCAAACAAUUAAGAAGCCGGUUCUUAGAUCCAUCACCACCAUUGGGGAGGAUGAAAACACCUAUAACAAUGUCAACUUCAAGAGACGUAAAUUGGAACGUCAACCAGAAGAUGGUAUUGAGAGUGUGUACGGAUAUCCAACUGGUCUUGGAGAGGAUGGUAAUGAUGUCUUCAGUUCAGAUGAGGAUGAUCAGUAUCACUCCGCACUUUCUGACUACGAAACAGAUCUCGUUAACGCCACCAGCACAACUAGAUUCUUGAACUUUGACAAGCGUCCAACUCCGAAGGAGGACAACCAUGCUUGUGUUUCUCAUUCAAGCUUGUUACUCAAUGACGACCUGUUCUCUGAUCACUAUACAUCCGAUUCUGAUGACGUUCUUUCAGACUCUUCGGAGAACACACCAAUUACACCAGUGUCGUCAGUGAUGGGCAGUUUCUCAGACCUCAAGACGAUUGAGGAGAACUUCCAAAAGAUCAUCGAGGAGAACAACAAGUUGAAUGACCUUGAGUCCAAUGUCACCGAGGAAUCCUCAGUACCGGUUAAAGAACAGCCAUCCCAAGAGCAGUUGAGUGUUGAAGAUUUCUUGGAUUACAACAAUCUCUCUUCAGAACAACAUGGUGACUCAAACCAACCUUUAAAGCAAAAAUUCCUACAAUACAGACACGACGAGAGACACAACUUGGCUUUCCCAGACGUUUCAACAUUUCCAGUUAGAUUCGAACCAUCCAUGUCUAGAGUGGCUGGACCUUUGAAGAAAAAGGUAAAUUCAAUCAGGGCCUUGAAAAGAAGAGCGAUUCUUUCAGGACAGGCUUCCGAAAUGGUUGGAACUGGUAUCACUGUUGGUGAUUGGACAUUGUAAUCGGAGCAACUGCUCUUUGGUUUAACACUUUUAGGACUUUGGAGACGUCUCGAUCUCGAUUUCGUUUUUCUUUUUAUUCCUGGUUAUGGCAUACCCUGGGUUUGGGCUGUUUUUUUUUUCUGGUUUUAUUUAUCAACUAAGGGGUAGACUCCACCCUCUUCUUUGAUAUCGAAGAUCAUUGAAUCAUCUUCGAGCAUUAUAUGUACAUACAUGACAUUUUCUUUUAAUUCGGGUUGGUUUUGGUGUGUGUGAAGGAGACACUUCACUCGUUUAUUUUUGGGUCUCUGUUUAAUUGGUUUUACUCUAUGCAUAUUGAACGCUAUACGCUAAACAAUUUGUAACCUUUUUAGAGCUUCCGGCACCCCAUAUCCUUCUCUUCAUUAGCUCAUAUACUCCUACACACAAUAUACUAUUAUAGAGU
This is a messenger RNA of Williopsis jadinii, 1305 nucleotides long. RefSeq lists its product as uncharacterized. Bases 12 to 884 code for a protein of 290 amino acids. Lineage: Eukaryota; Fungi; Ascomycota; Saccharomycetes; Phaffomycetales; Wickerhamomycetaceae. The transcript is spliced from 2 exons. The record is from RefSeq and is a predicted model, not a curated record.